This is a messenger RNA of Linum trigynum, 2453 nucleotides long. NCBI's taxonomy places the organism in Eukaryota, Viridiplantae, Streptophyta, Magnoliopsida, Malpighiales, Linaceae. The record is from the annotation of a GenBank genome assembly.
CAAGCAAGAACAAUUAUUCAGAAGGUAUCUCUCCCAAAACCCUAAUCCUCCAUCUCCUAAUUUCUCGUUCUCUAGCCCUCUAAGGCUUCGGGCUUCGGCCGAUUCUAUCUUCUAUUCUUCUUCUUCUUCCCCAAAUUCCCAAUCCUCUCAGUUCUCGAUCUCAAUCCCUCUAAAGGCUUCUCUUCUCAAAUCCCUAAUUCUAUUUGUAUAACCCUAAUAUCCAAAUUAUCAAACCCGAUAGAAACCUUGUUUCUAUCAUUUGGUAUCAGAGCCAACAUGAGCUCGUCACAGCUCUCUGAUCUGGAGUGGGCUCAAAUCAACCAACAGCUGCAGCAAGAAAUCGACGCGCUUGAUCGAGUGGCGAUGGCGCGCGAGUGGAAGGGGGCGGUCGAGCCACCGUCUGGUGCGCCGGCGACAAUAGCCGAGGGCGCUGGUGCAGGGGAACUUUGCACGGCAAAGGAAGAUGAGGAUGAUGGCGUCGACAACACAGCUGAACCGCGACAGUCGUGGGAGCAGGUUGAGCUGACCGGCGAUGGUAAAAUCAAAGGAGGAGAUCUUGUGACUCUUACCGCUGCCAUCAAGCAGCCUACUCCUACCACCGAUGAAACCAUGGAUUUGGAAGAAUGGUUAGAACAACCUGCUUCCCCGAUUGAGGCGGUGACAGGCGGAGCGGCGGUGCAGGUGGAUCGCGCGGAGGAGGAUGCGCCACGUGGCUGGGCGGCGCCGACCGAGGCGGAGAAGGAAGUCGUGGACGCCGACGCGGGGGAGCACUGAGCGGCGGAGGCGGCAGGUGGGGAGCUUUCUCACUCUUUGUCGGAGUUGAGGGGAGCUUUCUCAGUUCUCGAUCUCAAUCCCUCUAAAGGCCUAGGCCGAUUCUCUAUCCUUCUCUUCUCAAAUCUCUAAUUCUAUUCAUAUAACCCUAAUCUCCAAAUUAUCAAACCCGAUAGAAACCUUGUUUCUAUCAUCCCUCUCCAGUGCAUUCUCCCUCAACCUUCCUUUGUUGUGCGACUGCGAGAUCCUUCCCUUUCCUCCAACCCAACGCGCCUCACACCCAUAACCACUUCCGCCCGCUCCCACCUCCAGCACCAAAUCAGCCAUCAUCGCUGCCAGCUCCCCCGCCAUUGUCAGAUCUUUAAAAAAAAAAAAAAAGAGAGUCCGUCUCAAAAACCCAUAUAUAAAUCCUUCUUUUGUUUUCCCAACUCUUCCUCUUUUCCGAUUUUCCCAAUUUUUCUCGUUUGAAUCCUCCCCAAACCAUAACCAAAAAUCCCAAAUCCAAACUCAACCUUCCUUUCCCCAAAAUCCCUCCAUCCUUCUGACGCAAUCUUCAAUCUAUCUCCCCAAACUAGAUCUCGGUGACGUUCUGCCGCAACAGAAGUGGCCGUCGACUUGAGCGCCGAUCAAACAUUCACUCCGACGACCAUGAAAGCUCAGCCAUAAUCGACCUCCAAGUCGUCGCGUCGACACAAACGCAGCCUCUUGUUUCGAGAAGAAAGGGAGCUCCAGCCGACGGAUUUGACUCGUCCUCGCCGUACAUGCUCAGCACGCUCGACCCAGAUAAGGCGUCGCUCUGAGAAGGCAGAGGAAGAAAAUGGUUUAUGGUUUUUUUACUUUAAUUUUUUUUUGUUAAUCCACGUCAGUUAGUGGGGACAGUAAAUUGUCAAGUCAGCAUCUUCCGUUAGUACAGUCAUACCGUCAACCGACGCCGUUAACAAGAUGGACGGAAUUGUUUGUUUUGUAUUUUCUAAUAGUUAUAGCUAUAUUUAUUACAAACCUGAAAGCUAUGACUAAAUAAGUGUAUUUCGCCUUAAAUUUAAUGUAUCUCUCCUCUCUGUUAUUCCUCUACCGAAUUUCUCUAAACCGUAAAUUCCUGAUUUUGUACUUCAUGUUCUAAUUUUGGUUACCGAGAGGUAUUAAUAACCAAAUUUAUUGGUUGCGAAAAGUAUUAUUUCUUUGUAGUGUCUCAAUUGUCUUCUAAUCGUAUUUCGUUUAUACUGAUCUAGGGCGCCAAAAGUUGGUCAUUUAUCAUGCAGGGGCUAGUGUUUUACCAUAUCUCGAUCGAGGAAUGUAUUGGUUAUAUAUAUUGUUUUUAAACGAUUUUCCUACUGUGGAAGAGACGACUUCAACCAAGAGCGAGGAAAAAGGGGACGACACGAGUUGGCGGCGAUUUCGCGGCCGGCGGCAGAGGGAAAAUCCGUCGGAGGUGAUUGCGAUUCCACUGGCGGUGUAGGUAGAUGAAAUUGGUUUUGGAAAAUCAUACAACCAUAUCUUAAUUCCCUUGAUAAGUUACUCCCCCUGUGAAUUCGUUAUUGCCACCAAAUUAUUCCAGUGACAAAAUGGUAUUCGCGACCAAUGUCGUGUUUAGUGACCAAAUGUACAGGUUGCUAAAGAACAGUUUCUCUUACAGUGGCGCGGAGAGGCGACUUCAAUCCAAACAAUAAAAAUUUUCCUUAUCA